AUGGCAGUUGUUGAGGUAAUUCCCAACUCCAAGGCUAACCAUGGAGUAGGACGUCCCCAAGCUCUUCAUUCCUUGGGGCGCCUGAUCAUAGAAAAACUCAAUCUUUGCCACUUCCAAGAAUGCAUCCGCAAUCCCCAUCAACACAAACUGCGGCAGCAGAAUAAAAACAGACACUUGUUCUUGCUCGUGUCCCAUCCUCAUCCUCAUCCUCAUCCUCCUGUGGCUCUCGGUGAAAGUUGCAACCACCAUUAUGAUAAUGUGAAUGAGCAUGCCAAUCCCCAUUCUCUGGAGGAGGCUGAUUCCGCGUGGGUCCCCAGUCCAUCUGCGCAGGAUUCUCACGAGGAUGCGGUCGUAAAGCACAACCGAUACCAACAUGGAUAUUGUGACAAACGAUGCCAGGCUGGCGGGGGGAAUCUCAUGCCUCCCACCGAUGCUUCGGUCAAGAGUCGUGCCUUGCUUCACGAACAACGUGGUUACCUGCGAGAUCAUUGCAGUCGGGACGAAGGUGGCAAUCAGGAUCGGUAUCAUUUGGAUCAUCUGUUUUGUUUCCUCAACAUGGGUCACCGGGCAUAG
This is a messenger RNA of Striga asiatica, 573 nucleotides long. The record is from the annotation of a GenBank genome assembly. NCBI's taxonomy places the organism in Eukaryota, Viridiplantae, Streptophyta, Magnoliopsida, Lamiales, Orobanchaceae.